GUAACCCCCUGCGCCAUAAAUUUGAUGCCGUCACGCUCGUCACGCACCCGGUUUCGUUACGUGGUCGUUGAGAAAAAAAGCAGCUUGAUGCGGUAAAAAACUGGAAGAGAUCGCCGAGGAAACAAGAGCACCGUUUUACGAAAGAAACCUAUUCCUGUUAAGAUGAAUCCUGAACAGCCACCUCCGUAUCCGGGCCCUGGCCCCUCCGCUCCAGGAUACCCCGCCCAAGGAUACCCUGCCCAAGGAUACCCCCCAAACAUGGAGCAGCCCCACCCUGGAGCCUACCCCGCCUACCCCGCUUACCCCCAAGGGCCUGGGGGGCCCUACCCCGGUCCGGGACAGCCCCCCUACCAGGGGUACCCCGCGCCCCCGCAGCCACAGUUCGGCUGGCAGAACGGGCCGCCACCCGGACCCAUGUAUGCGGAGGCCCCCAAAAACACAGUGUACGUUGUUGAGGAGAGGAGGCGUGAUGACGUGGGGGACUCCUGCCUGACUGCCUGCAUGACUGCGCUCUGUUGCUGUUGCCUUUGGGACAUGCUGACCUAACACCCCUGACCCCUGACCCUGAACACCUCAGCAAACCCAGUCUUGGAGUGGAGUGGGGGGGGUUUCAGGAGGAGCGAAAGUCGGAAUUAUGUGGAACUGCUGAUUUAAGGAUUAAAGGCACCGCAGGUCUCCACCCCACCCCCCCUGCCCCCGCUAGCCCCACCCCAACCCCUCCCACUGGCCUUGCACUGUCUUCUGAUAGGUUACAGUGUAGCCCUGAUGCCAUGCCUAGCACAGCCCUGGGGCUGUAGCCUGCUUUUAAAUGAACUGAUGUUUGUCUUAAAAUAACAUUUAAUCUGAGAUUUAAGUUAAAUUAUACACCGCCUUUUGAAAGAUUGAAAUUAUAUCUGUUCAUGUUAAUGUAUCGUAUGUAUUAUUUUAAGAACCUUUCAUUUAUAUUGAUUAUAAAUACAUAAUUAAACCUGGAGUUGGAACUGUUGUUUUUAAUACUUACAUUCCUAGAUGGUAAAAACUAAAUUAACUGCAACUGAUUAAAAAAAAUGCUAUUUACCAAUGCAAGAACAUGAGAAUUGCACAAAGAAUAAAAUAUGUUGUUAAAAUAAAUUAAAUAAGGAAUGAUAUUUCUUUAUGUAUACUGCUGAUAUGAUUUUGAAUGCAGAGAAUGGGAAAUGUCUUGUUUGGUUUGGUUAUCUUCUUUCUUUUCAAACAUUGGAGCAAUGCAUUGUGGGAUUGCUGUUUCUCUGUCUCUGUAGUCUCCCCUUUCUGAAGAGGCAGUGAUUGAUCUUGGUAUCCAGGGAGGUGAUUUUACUGGUUAUUGAUUUUCAUUAAUAUAUUUUAUGUAUACACCAUUUGUUUUGAAUUGUAUUAUUUAUUGUAAUUUCUGUCUUGAAUGCACGUCCUUCUGGUGUGGUCAAAGAAGUGGGAAAUAAAGUGUAAUCUCAA
Anguilla rostrata (American eel) is the source of this 1449-nucleotide messenger RNA. RefSeq names its product cysteine-rich and transmembrane domain-containing protein 1-like. Gene Ontology annotation, cellular component: extracellular exosome. Bases 163 to 546 code for a protein of 127 amino acids. The transcript has 3 exons. NCBI's taxonomy places the organism in Eukaryota, Metazoa, Chordata, Actinopteri, Anguilliformes, Anguillidae. The record is from RefSeq and is a predicted model, not a curated record.